AUGAAAAAUUUUCAAUGUUUGGCAUACAACACAGGACUCGAAAUGACAACAACGUGUCCAAACGAAUGCAUUUGUUUAUCGCAAACUCAAGUCAUGUGCAACACGGGAGGAUUAACGGAAAUGCCAUUGAAGAUGAUACCGUCCACCGUAGAAUAUUUAUCACUAGCAAAAAAUGCUUUUGCUGUCAUCAAAAGCGACGCUUUUAAAGGAUUAAGAAAUAUACGUAAGCUAACAUUAGACGGAAAUAACAUAACAACAAUAAAACCAUUUGCUUUUAGAGGAUUGCCUAAACUUAGAGAAUUAUCAAUACAACACACGCCCCUCACAACAAUAUCACAAUUUUCUUUUGCCGGUUUACAAAAUAUAACAUCCAUACUACUCGGUCAUAAUAAAAUAGAAAUAAUCGAGGGUUAUUCGUUUGCGGGUACUUCGAACGUACGUUUGAUAUUAUUAAAUAAUAAUCCGGUACACAAAGUCGAAAGUCGAGCAUUUUCCGGUUUGAGAAACGUCGAUCAUUUGAUUUUUCCAAACGGUGUUAAAAAUCUCGAAUCCGAUGCGUUUAGCGAAUUGGAUUACGUCGGUAUAUUAAAAUUAGCAUUUAUGGAUUUACAAGGAUUAAAACCUUACACGUUUCGUGGACUUUCGCACGUGCAACUUCUUGCCAUAACGGAUUCGGAUUUAGGUAUUAUUGAAUCGAAAGCGUUCGAGGGUAUGACACACAUCGGAAGUAAAUCGAAUAACGUGAGAGUUAUACGUUUCCACGGUAAUCAUUUACUCGAAACUCCUCGUAAGGACGCCAUAUUGAUACAAAAUGUCGAAACUUUGAGCAUAAAUAAAAAUCAUUUUCCAUGCGAUUGCCAUCUUGAAAUAUUACUUUCGAGUUCUUUUAUAAAUAGCACUGUUGAUUUUCGUCAAAAUAAUUAUUGCAUAUCCCCAUUGGAUUUAAAUGGUAAACCCAUAAGUUACAUACAAUUAGAUAAUAUUGGUAAAUGCACAAGCGAAAUAUUAAAUUCGAAAGAAACAAUUCAUGCAUUUCAAAAUAAUUUUUCUUUUAAAAAAUCAAAUGAAAAAAUUUUUCUUAUAUAUUUAGUAUUCUUAUUGUGCAUUAGAUGA
Messenger RNA from Pediculus humanus corporis (human body louse), 1113 nucleotides. RefSeq names its product Netrin-G1 ligand precursor, putative. Gene Ontology annotation, molecular function: protein binding. Bases 1 to 1113 code for a protein of 370 amino acids. The record is from RefSeq and is a predicted model, not a curated record. The transcript has 3 exons. NCBI's taxonomy places the organism in Eukaryota, Metazoa, Arthropoda, Insecta, Psocodea, Pediculidae. Gene Ontology annotation, cellular component: plasma membrane.